Penicillium cinerascens is the source of this 1260-nucleotide messenger RNA. RefSeq names its product putative MFS monocarboxylate transporter. Gene Ontology annotation, molecular function: transmembrane transporter activity. The record is from RefSeq and is a predicted model, not a curated record. The annotation marks the transcript as partial. Gene Ontology annotation, biological process: transmembrane transport. The transcript has 4 exons. Gene Ontology annotation, cellular component: fungal-type vacuole membrane. Lineage: Eukaryota; Fungi; Ascomycota; Eurotiomycetes; Eurotiales; Aspergillaceae.
CUCUCGACAUCAGCACGCGAAGACGGCAGUCAAACGGGCAAUGAGGAGGCUCCAUAUGAAUACCCCGAGGGCGGAUUGGCAGCCUGGGGAGUGGUUGGCGGAGCAUUCUGCAUGUUGAGCUGCACGUACGGACUGUGCAGCUCCGUCGGAGUGCUACAAUCAUAUUGGGAAAUCCACCAACUCAAGACAUACCCGUCAAGUACAAUUGGGUGGAUUCCAGGCCUUCUCGUUUUUCUGAAUCUUUUCCUCGGUGUUCAAAUCGGGCCAUUGUUCGAUCGAUAUGGCCCGCGCUGGAUCAUGCUAAUAGGCUCUGUGCUCUACGCUCUCUCCAUUUUCCUUUUGGGAUCAUGCAAUAGCUAUUACCAGUUCAUCCUCUGCUUGGGUGUACUGGGUGGAACCGGUAGCGCGUUAAUAUGCACGCCCACGAUGGCGGUUCUCUCGCAUUGGUUCUAUCGGCGGCGGGGUAAUGCGACUGGUAUUGCCAUGGCUGGAUCUAGUCUUGGGGGAAUUUGCUGGCCCAUUAUCUUGAGGACUACCUUUCAAAGACUUGGCUGGGCUUGGUCGAUGCGGAUUCUAGGAUUCAUGUUUGUUUUCUUCCUGACUGUCGGCAAUCUUUGCAUCAAGGGAAGACUUCCUACAAAAGCGCGGAAGGGAAGUAUAGAUCUGCACUGCUUUACAGAUUCGAGGUUUCUCUGGGCAACCACUGGUGUCUUCUUCAGCGAAAUCGUUCUUUUUGCUUCCUUGGGCUUGGUACCUUCAUAUGCCACCGCUCAAGGCUUUUCAUCGGAAACAGGUUUCUAUAUGAUGGCUGUGCUCAAUGCGGGAUCGGGAUUGGGACGAUGGCUCUCAGGAUUGGCGUCUGACCAUUUCGGCCGCUUCAAUACUAUCGCUACAAUGAUGGCUAUUACCACCGUUUUUAUUUUCGUCCUCUGGUACCCUUUCGGACAUUACCUAGGUGUUCUCUAUUGCUUCGUCGCCCUUCUUGGAUUUGGCACGGGGAGUAUCCUAAGUCUUGUUCCAGUGUGUUUGGGACAACUUUGCAAGACGGAAGAGUUUGGAAAGUGGUUCGGAACUUGCUACUUCGUUUGCAGCUUUGGGGCCAUGAUUGGAAUCCCGGUGGGAGGACAACUCCUCCAGGUGGUUGGACCAUCUGACUUGGUGGCAUUCCUUGGAGGUCUGCUUGCCAUUUCGUCCCUGAGUUUUAUGGGGGCACGGUGGGCAUGUUUGGGAUAUAGCUGGGAAUGGUGGGUGAAGGUGUAA